UUUUAGCUCAACUAUUUUUUUCUCUCGUGUUGAACAUCCAGAGACUAAAGGGUGGCCGACGCCCAAAUCACCAAGCAAUCCAUAAAAUUCCUAAACCGCCAUUUUCCCUGGGAUCGUUUAGUGUUGUUUUAUAUGGAUGUCAAAUUUAUUCAAAAUAUUAGAAUCAAAUUCAUCUGAUACAGAUUCUAGUAAUAUCGCCCGCCAACUUCAGAACAAUCAUUCCCAAAUAAAUUCGUCGGAUCCCAACCGCAGCUACUCCAGUCUUCCUCAAGACCAGCUGCUCCAAACCUACGUAUCAAGUGUUUCAACAGUUCUGGCAUCUCAGGUACCCCAGUCACCUUAUUCUCAAUUAAUGUCUCAUAAAGCUGCCCAACUGGUCCAUCACCUUCCUCAAUCACAAUACAUGUCAGAAAUGCCCAUGGGUCUGUACGUACCGCCGCCGGCCGGCCACUACAGGCCUGUUACCGAUACCGCCAACCACUUUCCACCAGUGUAUGCUUCACAACAAUCUCAUGGAAACCAACCACAAUUCCAGGCAGCCUCGGACGAGAAGCUUGUGGGUCAGGAUGAUAUGGGAGGCCUACCCAACUUGCCACCUUUGGCAUCUGGCCAUCCAUUAGGUCACUUCCCCCAAGGUUCCCCCCCACUCGGAUCUCAAAAUGUGUACGCUCAGGCACCCCAAGUGGCUUCCCAAGUACAGUCCCAAACCCCGGGACAGGGCUAUCGGCGAACCCAACCACAAAUACAGCCCUCUCUGACCCAACCCUCCCAAGGCCUGUACAUGAAUACCGGCACGUCGCCUCUCUCGGGAUCCAUAUCGCUCCAGGCCAAUGGACAGGCUGGAACCAGUUCCAGUACCAAUAGUGUUAUGCUUGUGGGUAUGGUUCUGGGAACCAGCGUUGUUCCGUCAUCCAAUUCGUCUGGCUCAUACUUCCCGAUACAACCCCAACUGUACCUUCAGACUGGCCAGCAGUACCAACAGUACUCCCAGUACCCGCAACCCUAUAGUCAACAUUCACAACAAAUGCCCCCUAAACCGCAGUACACCUCCCAGCACCAGCUGUACCCCCCAUUCCAUCCACGGCCCCCAUUACACUCUAGCAUGGGUUCCGACUCCCUGGAAGGUGAUAAGAAGCCUCGUACCACCGCAACCGUUCAUAACAUGACACCGGAAACUGCUGCUCGCAAUAAAUGCAGUGUUUGCCAGAAACAAUUUAAGAGACCUUCUUCCCUACAAACUCAUAUGUAUAGUCAUACGGGAGAGAAACUUUUUAAGUGUCCAUGGAUCGAUUGUGGCAAGUUUUUUUCGGUCAAGAGUAAUAUGACCCGUCACUACCGACUUCAUGUGCGUGACAUGAAGCGAAACAGCAUUUCCAGCAGUACCUCCAAUCUGACGAUUUAAAAAUAUUUUUUUAAAUCCAUGUAUAAUACUUGUAUUAUAGCUUGCUGCAAGAUCUUGGUUAUUAACUUUGUUGGAGGAUUUUCCCAAAACUCAAAAAUACGAAUGAUCGGUUUUGCACUUCAUAUUUGUACCCUAAUAUUAAAGCCCCUUUAGUUCUAUUAUUGCCAGUCUCGAGACGCCUUGCACGUCCGAUCUGCAACCA
Yamadazyma tenuis ATCC 10573 is the source of this 1604-nucleotide messenger RNA. The record is from RefSeq and is a predicted model, not a curated record. Lineage: Eukaryota; Fungi; Ascomycota; Pichiomycetes; Serinales; Debaryomycetaceae.